AUGGCGGUAAAUGAAAGUGUGGACAGCACUUGUCCUAGUAACGAGACUUCCCGUAUCGUUUGCGACGAGGGAGGCGUGGCAAUCGCGAGUGUCUUCUCCUUGCUCAUCUUCACAACAGUCUUGACGAACGUCGCUGUCAUCGUAGUCAUCUUGAAAGACAGGAGACUAAGGGAGGCUUAUAACUACCUAUACAUCCUUAGCCUGGCUCUGGCAGACUUGUCCGUGGGCGCCUUGGGAAUCGUGUCAUGCUGCAUGUACUACCUCGUGUGUACGGAUCUAGAUUCUUGCUCUAACUGGCAGGCCAUGGACUUUCUUACUGGGGGAGUCUCCAUGUUUAACCUUGUCGUGAUCUCUGUUGAUCGCUACCACGCGUUCGCAUCACCUCUUCAACACAACACCAGCAAGAAAAACAAACAAAGGAAAGUAGCAAUACUGUUGGUAGCCUGGGUUGUUCCAAUAGUAGCCUGGACCAUACCGCUGGGUAUCUCAAACUCUAUCUACGACGCUGGAAACGACAAUCUUCCAGUCCUUGUAACGUACUCUAUUCUCUUCCGUUUCUUGCCGUCGUCCAUCAUUGUCGCACUGUACGUGCGAAUAUUGAUCAUCAUACAGAGACUGACCAUGAGCACUGCGGAAAACGCGCGCUCAUCGAGCGACUCCACGAAUCUUGGAGCCAAUGGUGUCAGACUUGAGAAGAAGAGAAAGUCGUCGGACGUACUUCGGGGCAGGUACCGGGUCAUGUCAGGUCCAGCGGCGGUAGGAAUGUACGGGCGGAGGUCAACAACAACCACGAUGUCGAGGAGCUCAAUAGUUACCAGGCCGAGGGCUGCGACAUCCCCCGCAAGGACCGAACACCCGUGGCCGUGGGCAAAACGUCCUCUUCAACGACAAUCUGGUGGUAUUUUCACCAUUACUGAUGGUGAAAUCACGUGCCAUGUCUCCAAGCCUCCUCAGGUGAGAAUGACCUCCGAACAACAGCCGAGCUACAAGAAGAGGCGUUCGGGUUACCACGCGAACUUCAUCGUCCGUUACCGCGACGGAGACUCGGAGUCCGACGCGGCGUCGAUCGCGAUACCGGAGGUCGUCGUGGACCGCCCGAAGCUCUACGCUCACGAACGAGUCCUCUCGAACAUUCGCAACCAGCGCAGAUACGAGACUUUGAUGGCGCGUCACCGACGCGUCACCCGCCUUCUGCUCGGAAAAAUCGCCGCCUUCGUCAUUUGUUGGAUCCCGUACAGCAUCGUGUUACUUUUAUUGCCAUUUGAAAAGACACUUGUGGGAUUACAUGUAGCCUACAAAGUCACCAAGGCGUUGUCGUACCUAAACUCUACCCUAAAUCCGUUGAUGUACGUUUUCGGGAAUUAUGACUACAGGAGAGCCCUCAGGGAACUGUUGUUCAAAAAGAGACGUAACAUUUCCCUGGCACAAUACCGGACAUCCCAGAGCAAUGUCCAGUUUGGGCCCGUAAAGGGAAUUACCGGACGUUGA
This is a messenger RNA of Branchiostoma floridae (Florida lancelet), 1488 nucleotides long. Its product is annotated as D(2) dopamine receptor-like. Gene Ontology annotation, molecular function: G protein-coupled receptor activity. Lineage: Eukaryota; Metazoa; Chordata; Leptocardii; Amphioxiformes; Branchiostomatidae. Gene Ontology annotation, cellular component: membrane. The record is from RefSeq and is a predicted model, not a curated record. Gene Ontology annotation, biological process: adenylate cyclase-activating adrenergic receptor signaling pathway. Bases 1 to 1488 code for a protein of 495 amino acids. The transcript is spliced from 2 exons.